Messenger RNA from Octopus bimaculoides (California two-spot octopus), 2818 nucleotides. Its product is annotated as beta-1,3-galactosyltransferase 5. NCBI's taxonomy places the organism in Eukaryota, Metazoa, Mollusca, Cephalopoda, Octopoda, Octopodidae. The record is from RefSeq and is a predicted model, not a curated record. Gene Ontology annotation, molecular function: hexosyltransferase activity. Gene Ontology annotation, cellular component: Golgi membrane. Gene Ontology annotation, biological process: protein O-linked glycosylation.
AAAAAGAAUAAUAUCAGUAAAAGCCACAAUAAUACCAGCGAAAAUAACCAAAACGACUAGAAUGGAAGCGAAACUAACGGCGAAUUUGAUGACGACACGAUUGAUGAUGACGAUAAUGAUGUCGAUGUUAAUGAUGAUGACGAUGACGAUGAUGAUAGCUAUGAUAAAGCCUACAGCGAGUAUAUCAUAAUAGCACACAAGCACAGUCCACUCACUAACAUAUACAUACAUAUAUAUAUAUAUAUACAUACAUACAUACAUACAUACGCACAUACAUACAUACACACAUAUAUACAUAUAUACACACACAUAUAUAUAUAUAUAUAUAUAUACUUAAAAAUACACAUACGUAUAUACAUAGAUAUACAUACAUAUACACAUACACACACGCAUACGCACACACACGCAUACAUAUACAUACAUACAUACAUUCACUCUCACGCAUAUAUAUAUAUAUAUAUAAAUAUAUAUAUACAUAUACAUAUACAUAUACAUAUAUAUAUAUAUAUACAUAUACAUAUACAUAUACAUAUAGAUAUACAUAUAUAUAUACAAAAAGCUGAAGGAAACACCAACACCAACAACAAAUACUAGUACUACUACUACUACUACUACCAGUACUACUACUACUACUACUACUACUACUACUACUACAGCUUCUCCAGCAUCCAGCAGUGGUUCAGAAUAUAUCAUUCAUGUUGGCAUUACCACCACGGACAGUACAGACCAACAAAGUGUCGGCUCUACACACAAAUAGAGGUAAGUUCCAGAUGGAAAUAAAAAUGAAUUCAGAGCUACCUGGCGGUUGAAGCGAAUCGUUCAAGCAGGCUGCAGAUGUCGUGAUCAGCGACCAGGCAGCUAGUUCUGCAAUCAUUCCAGUUCCAAACAAGAAGAAUUCUCCUUCUCCUGUCGUUCCCUCACAUGACGAUGGCCAUCGACGAGCGGAGAGAGGUGUAAGACAUGUAAAACGCAGCCGGCAUAAGAGAUCGCCGGCCCCAAUGUUCCCGCGCCUACCCAAAGUUUUCCGCAUAUUCUACAUGGGUCUCGCAUUCUUGUCGCUCUGUUCGUUUUUCAUUCUUCGUGAACUAGCUUCUAGAAAAAAACAAGAUAUGAAACUAAUACAGCUGUCAUCGUCACCGGCGCGGGAUCGGCAGGAGGUUCAAGGGGAAAAAAGAAAGAACAAUAACAUUGAUCACAAUAACAACAUCAAUAAAAAUAUUAACAGUAAAAAUUCGUUAGAAAAUGAUUUACACUCAAAACAAGAUGAAAUUUUAAAAUUACAAAAUUCACUUUGGAACAACUCUUCAUUAUUGGUGCCGCCAGAAAUAGGACUGCCUUAUAACGCCAGUCAAAUCAUUAAUCCUUCUUUGUUGUGUGCCUCUGAUAAUUUUGUGAUUGUUUAUAUUCACACUGCACCAAAUAACUUUAAGCGACGAAUGGCAAUACGACAAACAUGGGGUGACAAAAAACUGUUGGGCAAUUUUAAAAUCAGGUUAGUAUUUGUGAUGGGUGUCGUCGACAGCCCUCGUGUUAUGGAUAUGGUCAAAUUAGAAUCUGACCGUUACAAUGACAUAAUGCAGAGUGUUUUCCGCGACUCGUAUCGGAACUUAAACUUUAAGGCAAUGGCUGCGUUGCGCUGGAUCGCAACAUAUUGCCACAAUAUUACAUAUAUACUAAAAACAGAUGAUGAUAUAUUAGUCAACAUUUUUCUGCUGGCAAAACAGUUGACCGAUCUUCAUCAGCACAAUUUUGGCCAGGAAGAUUUUAUAAUGUGUAAUGUAUGGACAGGAAUGAGAGUGAUCAGAGACAGACGGAGUAAGUGGUUUGUUUCACGUAAAGAAUUUCCAAAGGACACGUAUCCAUCGUAUUGUUCGGGAUCUGCUUAUGUUAUGAGCCCUGACAUGGCCGUCCGAUUAUUCAAAAAAUCAUUAACAAUACCGUUUUUUUGGAUCGAUGAUGUUUAUGUAACUGGUGUGCUUGUAAAAGCAUUAGGUAUUAAACAUGUCCGUUUUAAUUCGGCCUAUGUACUUGACUCUGGAAAGGUAUUGGAUCGGUUUUUCAAGGACACCACACGAACGCUUGUUUUUUACCACGUACAUGGAUAUAAAACGAUGUAUACAUUGUGGCAGAGAUUAAAAGAACGCAUGAAUACAUUUUCCACGGAACAAACAACUUUUUCAAUUAACAGAACUCCUGGACAUCGUUGAUAGAUUUUAUUUUAUAUAUGCUGCGUCAGAAACAAUUAUUUAUUCAAAUUAUUUAUAGUAAAAUAAUCAUAAGUUUGGAAGAGGGUGAAUGAGAUAAUUAAAAUGAUGAAACUAAUGAUGACGAGAAAUUUGAAGAGGAGGCAACGUGAUUGAUUACGAUAAUAAAUAGAAAUUAUACAAUUAAAUCGACUUAGUUAAUUAUAAUAUACGAAAAAUACAUGCUUUUUCCUUCGAUGUAAGAACUAGAAGGCAAUUUAUAUAAUUUUGUAAAGUUCAUUGCUAAUCCUGCUGUUUGAUUCAUUUACGUUCUUAUUUUAUUAUCGUUUUAUUUUAAUUAAUUUCUUUCUCUUUGUUUUUUGCCUUUCAAUUAUGUUUUGUUCCUUACAUCAAUGGUGUUUUAUAAAAACACAGGAUUUACUUGUUGAAAAUGUAUCCCCUCACCAAUUUAACUUGAUCUCUCAAAUAGAGUGUCUGACAUAAUUGAAGUAAUAAUGUUAGACAUAUAUCUAUAAUUACUUGCAAAGAUAAUGAAAAAACUGAUUGUUUAGGAUACUCAAGGAAAUACAUGUUAUUUUUUUAAGAAACCAAUAAAUAAAAAAUAACAAAAUUCA